Molecule: messenger RNA, 954 nt
Organism: Clarias gariepinus (North African catfish)
Lineage: Eukaryota; Metazoa; Chordata; Actinopteri; Siluriformes; Clariidae
Gene: c6ast4
Product: six-cysteine containing astacin protease 4
Exons: 9
Coding region: 1-801 (266 amino acids)
Biological process (GO): proteolysis
Molecular function (GO): zinc ion binding; metalloendopeptidase activity
Source: RefSeq, a predicted model, not a curated record
AUGUUUGUGCUUAAGAUAACUCUGGGUCUGCUGGCCCUGCUUCUGGUUUCCUGUGUUCGAGCUGAAGAAGAGCCUGCAGCUAAAAACACUGCUGAAUUAUCUGUUGGAGAGCUGUUGGAGAGAGCUAACAGAGACAUUGUUCGUGAUGUUGAUGAGCCAAUCGUUAUAGAAGAUAUUGCCGUGGACGAUGAAAAAGAUGAGAGGAAUGCUGAUCCCUGCACCUCAAGUAGUUGCAUGUGGCCAAAAUCCACUGAUGGCAGAGUAUAUGUGCCUUAUGUCAUUGCCAACCACUUCACUUCCUAUGAGCUGCAGAUCAUCCAGCGAGGCCUUGAUUCCUUUUCCUCUUCAACAUGCAUCCGCUUUAUUCAACGCUCCAAUCAGAGAGAUUAUCUCAGCAUUGAGUCUCGCAGUGGAUGCUAUUCCUAUGUUGGACGUCGUGGAUAUGCCCAAACUGUGUCUCUAGAUCGAAAUGGUUGCGUUUAUCAUCAGACAGUUCAGCAUGAGCUUCUUCAUGCACUGGGCUUCAACCAUGAACAGUGCCGUAGUGACCGUGACAAUCACAUCCGUGUUGCGUGGGAAAACAUCAUUGAUAGCUAUAAGUAUGCCUUCGACAAGAUCGCCACUCUCAACCAGGGAACGCCUUAUGACUACAACUCGGUCAUGCAGUACCACAGAACUGCAUUCUCUAAGAAUGGCCAACCCACCAUGAUCCCCAUCCCCAACAGCAACGUAGCCUUUGGCCAAGCUACUCAGAUGAGCCAAAAUGACAUUAUCCGAGUCAAUAAUCUUUACAGAUGCUAAAAAGUCAUCUUUAGAGAGAAAGAAGACAAUAGUGGAAUCUGUCCCUAUGGCACUAUACAGAUCUUUUCCAGACACUGUUUUACUCUUUUGUCUCUGUAAUGAAGAGAAUACAACUACAUAAGGAAAUAAAAAAUAAAGUUUUGUCUGAAACAA